Messenger RNA from Brettanomyces nanus, 702 nucleotides. RefSeq lists its product as uncharacterized. The transcript has a single exon. Bases 1 to 702 code for a protein of 233 amino acids. NCBI's taxonomy places the organism in Eukaryota, Fungi, Ascomycota, Pichiomycetes, Pichiales, Pichiaceae. The record is from RefSeq and is a predicted model, not a curated record.
AUGGGAAUGUUCAAGAUCAUUGGAAGAACAACACUUGCAACGGGAUUCUUUGCGGCAGGGUUUGCCAUGUGCGCACAUACAUGGCCUCCUUCCACGGACAGAGAGCCUAGUCAGAUGUCUGCUCGUAAUAGAGAGACUUUGGCACUUUUAAACCGAGUACAGAAGUCCGAGAUAUUCCAGAAGUUGAUUAAUGACAGUAAUUACACAAUGCUAAUGUCAUCAGAUUUGAUUCCAGAAGCACACAGAGUGAACCAUGUGGGGUUAGGUCUCAUGAACUCCCCUAAGCAUUUGGCUGUGGGUAGUCUUGUGUUCAUCAAUACUACAGCAGGUAAGAUGUAUGCAUUUGAAAAAUUGGAUUCAAAUUUGGUAGGCACUGACGGAAAGAUUCACAAUGGAGUUGUGUCUACGUUGAUGGAUGAAUCGCUUUGUUUCUGUGGAUUUCCUCAACUACCAUCCAAACGAGGUGUCACUGCUCGUCUCAGUAUCAACUAUCAUGUUAAGAUUCAGCCCAACUCCAUGGUAAUGCUUGUGGCCAAAGUUACAGAGUCCCAUGGCCGGAAAUGUGUCAUCAAAGGACACAUCGAAACAUUUCCCGAUACCGAUGACGAUCAUCAGGCUGAAAGGAUUGCCGAUGGCGAAUGCAUUCUUGUUCAACCCAAAUGGUUCAAGUAUUUCAACUGGGUAAGGUUAUUUGAAUAUUGA